CCAUUUAUCGUCUGCUUCGCCAUCACCGUUUCCAGCCUCACCAUCGCUCCGUUUAUCGUCUGCUUCGCCAUCACCGUAUCCAACCUCACCAUCGCUCCAUCUAUGAUCCGCUUCGCCAUCACCGUUUCCAGCCUCACUACCGCUCUUCUCGCUGAGACCAUCACCCAUGUUGACGUCUUCACACUCCCGUCCGCCUUGUCCGUUACGUUCUUGUCGAUCGUCAUCGCUAUCUUGUUCCCUUUGGCGCCUCCUCAUCAUUCUCUGUGUCUCCCUCUCCUUCUUUCUCUUUCUCUUCCUCCUAUCCUUGUCCGCCUGCGGUUCCCACUGGUCCGAAUCUGAAUCGCUGGUAUCGAUUGUGUCCGGAUGGGUUUGACUGGUAUUGGUGGUGUCUUGCUCUUGAUGGAGGUACGAGUAAAAAGGGACAGCCGUCUCGGUGCAUUUGCGUUUGGGCCGAUCGUCGUCGCCGGUCAUGGGCCAGGGUACGACUGUCGGACUGAGAGAUGGGUUUGGGAAGCUCGACGAUAUGGCGGAUAAGGACGAGGUGUACAUGACGAAUGAUGCAGUGAUAUGCAGAUGACGAUGGGUGGAUGGCUGACUUGUGAUGCUUGUGACUCUGUAGAGGAGCGGCGUACCAAAGAUCUUUCUGGCUCUUCUGGCUCUUCUGAGCUUCUGAGCUUCUGAUCAGCCGACACUCGACCGUUUGUGACUUUGGGCCCUAUACUCUCGAGGCGCGCGCGCGGAACCAAAGG
Molecule: messenger RNA, 749 nt
Organism: Filobasidium floriforme
Lineage: Eukaryota; Fungi; Basidiomycota; Tremellomycetes; Filobasidiales; Filobasidiaceae
Exons: 1
Source: RefSeq, a predicted model, not a curated record